AGUUUGGCUCCGGCACCGCCCGUCGCGGACGCGUACUUGUCGCUGCCGCCGCCGCCGCCGCCGCCGCCGCCACCGCCGCUGCCGCCGCCGCCGCCGACGCCUCAGCCGCUUCAGCUCCGCCGCCGCGCCCGGGCCCACUGCCCGCAGCCAUGAGCGCUCUCCGCCCGGGUAGAGCCCGCCGCCCUCUAGAUUAGUUCCUGCCGCCGCCCCUGGACCCGCCUGCACCAUGGAGUCGCCCGCCUCCAGUCAGCCCGCCAGCAUGCCCCAGACCAAAGGGAAAUCCAAAAGGAAGAAGGAUAUACGGAUAUCCUUCGUGUCCAAACCGCCCGUACCCAACCCCACACCCCCCCGGAACCUUGACUCUCGGACCUUCAUCACCAUCGGAGACAGGAACUUUGAGGUGGAGGCUGAUGACCUGGUGACCAUCUCAGAGCUGGGCCGUGGGGCCUACGGGGUGGUGGAGAAGGUGCGGCAUAACCAGAGUGGCACCAUCAUGGCCGUUAAGCGGAUCCGGGCCACCGUGAACUCACAGGAGCAGAAGCGUCUGCUCAUGGACUUGGACAUCAACAUGCGUACGGUUGACUGCUUCUACACCGUCACCUUCUAUGGGGCCCUCUUCAGAGAGGGAGAUGUGUGGAUCUGCAUGGAGCUCAUGGACACAUCCCUGGACAAGUUCUACCGGAAGGUGCUCGAGAAAAACAUGACCAUUCCAGAGGACAUCUUGGGGGAAAUUGCUGUGUCUAUCGUGAGGGCUCUGGAGCAUCUGCACAGCAAGCUGUCCGUGAUCCACAGAGAUGUGAAGCCGUCCAAUGUCCUCAUCAAUAAGGAGGGUCACGUGAAGAUGUGCGACUUUGGGAUUAGUGGCUAUUUGGUGGAUUCUGUGGCCAAAACGCUGGACGCUGGCUGCAAACCCUACAUGGCUCCCGAGAGGAUCAACCCAGAGCUGAACCAGAAGGGUUACAAUGUCAAGUCUGAUGUCUGGAGCCUCGGCAUCACCAUGAUCGAGAUGGCCAUCCUCCGCUUUCCGUACGAAUCCUGGGGGACUCCGUUCCAGCAGCUGAAGCAGGUGGUGGAAGAGCCGUCUCCCCAGCUCCCAGCUGACCGUUUCUCUCCUGAGUUUGUGGACUUCACUGCGCAGUGCUUGAGGAAGAACCCCGCAGAGCGCAUGAGCUACUUGGAGCUGAUGGAGCACCCGUUCUUCACGUUGCACAAAACAAAGAAGACGGACAUUGCGGCCUUUGUGAAGGAGAUCCUGGGGGAGGACUCCUAGGGGGCGGGCCGUGGGCUCCUCUCUGGCCCUCCAGCGCCCCACGCCCCCUCUGCUGGGGCAGUGCUUGCCCACACCCAUAAGCUACUGCCACUGCAGCCUUGGGUGUUGGGGGGAAGAAUCAAGGGGGCUGCUUCUGACUGGCUUGGCAGCAGGCCGUUGGUCCCAAGUGCCAAAGAACCAGACCACCGGGGCCCUCAGCCAGGCCCAUGUGGGCCCCACCAGUGCCUCUGCCCGUGCUGCUCCAAGGACCCCAAGUCUCCAGCCCC
Molecule: messenger RNA, 1536 nt
Organism: Odobenus rosmarus divergens (Pacific walrus)
Lineage: Eukaryota; Metazoa; Chordata; Mammalia; Carnivora; Odobenidae
Gene: MAP2K3
Product: mitogen-activated protein kinase kinase 3
Exons: 12
Coding region: 227-1270 (347 amino acids)
Biological process (GO): protein phosphorylation; MAPK cascade
Molecular function (GO): ATP binding; MAP kinase kinase activity
Source: RefSeq, a predicted model, not a curated record